AACCCAAAUCAGAGAAACCCUUAGAAUAAUUCUCAAAAACCCUAUUAUCGAAUCGAUUCGAUUCAUUGUUUGUUCAAUAAUCCAUGGCGAUCAUAUCUGAAAUGGAAGAGGAACCACAGCAGACGUCGCCGGGAAAGCCUUUCAGUGCGUCCCUCGAUCCAUCGAGACCGCUGGACUUCCUCGAGAAAGCUCUUGAUUUCGUCUCUCGUGAGUCUGAUCUAUUCAAGAGCGAUUCCGUUGUUAAUGACGUUAAUGCGGUGGUUCGGAUGGUGAAGGAGAAGGCAGACUCCGAGGGGAGGAAGAGGAGAGAGAAAGAAAAGGCGAAGGCUGAGGAAAAGUUAAGGGCUGAGAAACGCGCCAAGGAGGAUGCAGCGGCUGCGAGCGUCGUAACCAAAUCAACUGCUGAGGAUGAAAAGAUAUCUGAUACCAAGGAGGACGAGAAAAAGGGUCCCCGAGCUCCCAACAAGGGAAAUGGCCUCGAUAUGGGGAACUAUUCAUGGGUUCAAAGCUUGCAGGAGGUUACCGUUAAUAUUCCAGUGCCUCUGGAAACCAAAUCAAAGUUUAUUGUUUGUGAGAUAAAGAAGAACCGUCUGAAAGUUGGGCUUAAGGGCCAGCCUCCAGUUCUUGAUGGUGAGCUGUUUCAGUCUGUGAAAGUUGAUGAUUGUUUCUGGAGUUUAGAGGACCAAAAAUCAGUAUCAGUGCUUCUAACAAAACAGGACCAAAUGUCAUGGUGGAAAUAUUUGGUGAAAGGCGAGCCUGAAAUAGAUACUCAAAAGGUAGAACCUGAAUCAAGCAAGCUUUCAGACCUAGAUCCAGAAACACGAUCAACAGUCGAGAAAAUGAUGUUUGAUCAAAGACAGAAGUCAAUGGGUCUUCCAAGUAGUGAUGAGAUGCAGAAACAAGAUAUUCUUAAGAAAUUUAUGAAAGAGCAUCCUGAAAUGGACUUCUCGAGGGCAAAAAUAAACUAGGUGGUGUUUGUUUUUCCGGAGAACAUCAUCUCUGUUACGUUGAAGAAAUGUCGUGCUUUUUGAGUUUGUGUUGGACUUAAGUUAGCAAGUAAUUUAUUAAUUUAUUCCUAGUCACAUUUAUUUAUGCAUUGUGUAUCUCUGCAAAUUCUUAGAACAUAACUAAUCUCAUGGGGGUUUGCUUUGUGUUUGUUCAUUAUUUGCUUCUUGGGUUUGA
This is a messenger RNA of Impatiens glandulifera, 1182 nucleotides long. RefSeq names its product protein BOBBER 1-like. Gene Ontology annotation, cellular component: cytoplasm. Lineage: Eukaryota; Viridiplantae; Streptophyta; Magnoliopsida; Ericales; Balsaminaceae. The record is from RefSeq and is a predicted model, not a curated record. The transcript has 6 exons. Gene Ontology annotation, biological process: protein folding. The coding region runs from base 84 to 968 and encodes 294 amino acids.